GAGAAAUCUGUUUGGUGCCAGCUUCAGUCUCACUGCUGGAACUCAUGAGAAGGCAGGGACAAGAUUGCAACAAGAAGUCUUGAAUCAUUUCCUGGAGACGCAGGAUGGUCCUCGGUGCUCUUUCCCUCACAAAUUGGACAUGGCUAGUGACACCUGAGCCCAUUAUUUGAUGAGGAUCUUUAAGAAGGUCAAAAUCUGUCCUAACUCUCUGUAUGUAAUGACACCUCUGAUGAUCUGAAUCCGGGUUUGAAUCCAGAACCUUCAGUACCACAACCCAAGCUUUUAACAGUUGAGCUAAAGGAGUAACUUCACUAACUGGUAGCAUUAGUAGGUUGUUUUCUUAUAUUGGACCAAAUGUUAGAGGGCAUUAAAGACACCCACUUUGCAAGUACAUUAUAUGACUUGAAAGUCCCCAGUUUCUAAUGUACAUACCAUUUCUAAUGCACAAUGUCUUUGCUUUGCAGAAUAUACAGAAUAUACUAACAAAUAAAUUUUUUAGUCUCUAAGGUGCCGCAAGUACUCCUGUUCUUUAUACAGAUCCAUCCAUUUGCAGGAUCAGUUAUGGGAGCCUGGUUCAUCUUUGACAUGGUUGGCUUAAUUUUAUUGGACAUGGUGGGGAUCCCAGGGAACCUAGUCAUCCUCUAUGCCUUCACCCACAUGUUAAUGUGCCAUGGAAAAGUCACGCCCUCUGAAAUUAUACUGAGCAACCUCGCGCUCUCCAACCUCCUGGUUAUCCUGACCCAGGGGAUCCCCAUCACCCUCAAAACCUUUAGGCUUCAGAACACGUACAAUGACCUGGUCUGCAAAAUUACCCUCCAUAUUUACUGUGUGGGCAGAGCCAUGACCAUCUGCAUCACCUCCCUGCUGGGCUGUUUCCAGUGUAUCCUCAUUGUCCCAUCUCCUUGCAAAUGGUUGCUCUUGAGAGAGAACCUGCUGAAAAAUCUCUCCUCAGUUAUGAUUUCCAUGUGGUGCUUCAACCUUUUUGUGUGCAGUACCCACCUGGCUUAUUCCUCCUCCCAGGCUGCUGCAAACUCCUCCAUCAUCAAAAGCCACACUGUGGUGUACAACUUCUGCUACAUGGUGUUCCCCAACCACCUUUUGUACUUCGGAAACGGGGCGGUGUCUGUCAUUCGGGACUUGUUCUUCCUGGGAGUCAUGACUCUUUCCAGCUGCUACCUUCUCUCCAUGUUUUAUCAGCACGGGAAGCAGGCAAAACAUCUGUUGGGGCUGCACACAAAGCACGCGGAGAUCCAGGCAGCCAAAGCCGUGGUGGCCCUGUUAAUCAUGUACCUUCUCUGUUUUGGGCUGGACAGCCUUUUCUGGAUCUCUACCCUCUGUAUGUAUCCUGUCUCACUGAGCCUCAUUGAUGCCCGGAUGUUCCUUGAUUCCUGCUACUCGGCCAUCAGCCCACUGCUGAUUAUCCUGACCAACAAGAAGGUACAGACAGGUUUGAAAUGUGCAACCAGGAGGAGACAGUUACCAGGUGCAGACAGCAUCUCAAAGUAUAUCCAAUAAGAAACAAAUGGGCCAGCAACUUUCAGGCUUAAGGCUUAUUCAGCUUU
Molecule: messenger RNA, 1562 nt
Organism: Chrysemys picta bellii (western painted turtle)
Lineage: Eukaryota; Metazoa; Chordata; Testudines; Emydidae
Product: olfactory receptor class A-like protein 1
Biological process (GO): G protein-coupled receptor signaling pathway
Cellular component (GO): membrane
Molecular function (GO): pheromone receptor activity
Source: RefSeq, a predicted model, not a curated record